AACGCAGAACAACUGCGCCUCGAAGUGCCUCACCCGGCGGUGAAUAAAAUUGCACACCGCGCUCAUGCAAUCUUGCUUCACCAUCCUCACGCGUCAACAAACACCUUCUGCCAUCGCUUGCAGCCAAAGAGCAAUGUAUUCAGAUUAUCGAUAUGGCCGAACUCGAUCCGACGGAUCUCUACAUGAGAUCUCGCGGUGAUGACUGGGUCUAUCUCUGCGAUGAUACUCAUCCGACGAGCUAUUCCGGCUGCGUGGACGACGCUUCAGCUAUAAGUGAACAGGAGAUCGCGGAGUUCGUUCGAUAUUCCAACCCGGAAUUGUUCACGAAACUGGAAGGAGUUCGACUUGCCAGCUCACAUCUGCGUUCGGAUGAUGAAGAGACGGACGCUGCCGCGGCCGAGCACGACCGAGCUGUCGUGGCAGAUUCACAAUAUCAGAAAUCCUUGUCUCAGCACGAUAUGACCAAAGCGGCUUCGACUGAAGAGUCCCACUCGGCAGUGAAGGAGGCCAAUUUACCACCGUGCACGACUUCUGAGGAGGUGGAAGAGUUAGAUUGCACGGAACGAUUUGUUGUGCUUGAUGAGCGUUACGUCUUCACCUUGAAGUACCAUACUGACACAAACGCCACCUACCAUUGCUCGUACUCUACCUGCCAACAUACCAUGAGCAUCAUUCCUCUCGGGGACAUCUAUGGAGUUUACCAGGCCUCGGGCGGAAACAGUGCGUUACAUCCUGAUGAUCCGGAAACUGUAUUGUUCUGCCAGAAUUGCAUACAAGAGCUCCUGCUGCUGGCAGAAGAAGGACAGGCGCAUGAGAUGCCUCCUCAGUUUGUGGAUGGUUCGUGCGAUAGACAGUCAAUCCUCAACGCGGCUGAAAAGAUCCAUCCAUGUUUGACGCCUAAGCAGUCAUUCUUUACAUACCUUCCAGAGGCUCCGACCCUGGAGCCAGGAGAAGGUUCGAAUUCUGUCAAAGGCCUUCGCCGGCGUCGACAGAAGCAAUACGAGAUCGACGGGGUGCUGCGACGACUCAAAGAAGCUCACCGCGUCAAAAUUCUGCGACAAAGGCAUAGACGGCAGAUGAAACAUUCGGAACUCAAAAUUCAGACACCGUCCGACAUCGAGCCAUACAGGGAACGAUACAAGAAGCAAGGACUUGAAUGGAGCGACCGCAAAGAUCAGGCCGAUGAGCUCAUAUUGUCGAAAAGUUCUCUUGCCCAUCACGAGGUGACUCUAAAUGUCAUUGACGAGUCUUUCAAAGACAAUGAUGCUUCCAGCUGCUAUUGUCGAGAAUCGAACGAGGUUAAUGCCAUGGUCAGAUGCAGCUCACACUCAUGCAUGUUCGGCAGGAUUCAUCUUCGAUGUUCAGGCCUCACCAAAAUGCUCGAAGUGUCUGAGAAAUAUAUGUGUCACCACUGCACAGGAGGUGAUCCUGUGGUGUUCCGACGGAGAGGGGGCCGGGUCUCAGUGAAGGUUGAAAGCGAGGAGGAUCGUCAACAAUCAGAUGCCUUGAUUUCAAAGGCCUGCGUGACCAGUCUUCAUGAGAACCACGAUUCGUCGACGAAAGGAAACGAACUCGGAGGUGUGCCCAAGGAAUUCCAAAGCUGUUCUGGAUGGGUGGCCGUCAACAACUCCAAACCACUUCCAAUACGCUAAGACGGGUCGGUCAUCAGAAAGCAACAUAUCUUGUGGUACCAAGGUGGUUAGGCAUCGUGCAAGAAAGACUUGCUAUGGACAGUGAUAACUGUAAGGCACGAGAUAUUGACGAUGAAAUUGGAGUUGUAC
This is a messenger RNA of Exophiala viscosa, 1781 nucleotides long. RefSeq lists its product as uncharacterized. NCBI's taxonomy places the organism in Eukaryota, Fungi, Ascomycota, Eurotiomycetes, Chaetothyriales, Herpotrichiellaceae. Bases 153 to 1652 code for a protein of 499 amino acids. The record is from RefSeq and is a predicted model, not a curated record. The transcript is spliced from 2 exons.